Haemonchus placei is the source of this 219-nucleotide messenger RNA. NCBI's taxonomy places the organism in Eukaryota, Metazoa, Nematoda, Chromadorea, Rhabditida, Trichostrongylidae. The record is from the annotation of a GenBank genome assembly.
AUGGAACAUUCCAUUACUCGCACUUAUGUUGGCACGACCAUCUAUAUGGCUCCGGAACGUCUUCGUGGUGGAGUUUACAGGUUUGAUUAUUCCUCUGCUUUGAGACUGCUUUGUUCAGGAAUCGAAUAUCAAAUCAACACCCUACCAUACCAACCAAACCUUCCAUACCUCCUGGGUAGGUUAGUUAGUACCAGGCUCUUCUGGGAGGAUAAGCGUUGA